AUUGUGCAACACGGAAAAUUGUCAAAAUUCUCAGUUUCCAAAUAAUUUUUGGAAUUAAGCAUACACAAAUCUCGGAAACUAAACCACCGACACUUACCAGUCGUUCACCUAUCGAGGCAGCACACUCGGUUUGGAUUAAUUCGCUCCGCAACGCGAUUAAUUAAACUGAUCCGAAGCGAACAUACGAAGGAGUUGAAAACAAAUGCAAAUUACACACAGGCUUUUCCGUUGUUUAGAAUGAAUUGAUUUUCCGGGCAACUACUACAUAGCGACAGGUCGGAAAACGGAAAAACAAACAAGCCGGCGAGUUGCCCUUGACAGCAGGCAAAGAGCAACAAUUCAAUUCGCACACAAAUCUGGAUAGAAACCCAAAUCAUUUUGGCCUCCCAGUAAAUUUCGGUUGGAAAAAUGCUGUUCCAAAGGAUUUUCACACGCGCGCUUCACUCCACGCGGCAGCUUUAUGCCGGCUCUGGCGGAUCCGGUGGCCUGGAGAAGAGUGCCCUGGCGGCCCUAAGGAAGAAGACCGGAUACACCUUCGCCAAUUGCAAGAAGGCGCUGGAGAAGCACAACAAUGACGUCGGAUUGGCUGAGAAGUGGCUGCACGAGCAGGCCCAGACGCUUGGCUGGUCCAAGGCCACCAAAGUCGCAGAUCGAGCCACUGCACAAGGUCUGAUUGGAGUGCUCAUCCGCGGUAAUCGGGGCGCCAUGGUCGAGCUGAAUUGCGAGACGGAUUUCGUAGCCAGGAACGAUACCUUCAAGCGGUUCGUUGACCACGUCGCCCGCAUGUGUCUGCACUACACGGACUUGACGGACUUCGAUGGAGAUCUGUGGAAGCUUGGCUUCGAUUCGGACGCCCUCAGAAACUUGCGCACGGAAGAGGGACGCACGCUGGGCGACCACCUGGCCCUGCUGAUCGGCGCCAUCGGGGAGAAUGCCACCAUCCGGCGGGCAUUGUGCUUUAAGGCUAACAACGACCUGAGGCUGGUGGGCUACGCCCAUCCGGCACCCACCAAUGUGGGCUCCACGGAAGGCAUCACCCAGGUGGGCAAGUACGGAGCAAUCGUCGCCUACCGAUCUACGCACACCCUGCUGGACUUCGAAUUUCACAAGAGCAUUUGCCAGCAAAUCGUGGGCAUGAAGCCAACGAAGAUCGGCGAGUAUGACAAGGACAAGCCGGCGGAGAACAAGGACGAUGAGACGUGCCUGAUUCACCAGGAGUAUCUGCUCGAUGCGGACAAGACGGUGGGCGAGGUUUUGCAGGAGUACAACUGCGAGAUCGUCGACUACCAUCGGUUCGAGUGCGGAGAGCAGACGGAACGCAGCCUGGAGGCGAUCAUCCGCUCCCAGCACCAGAGCAGCAAUUAACUAGCCAUUAAGCAGAGUCUAGAUCACUAAAUUGUUAUUAGCACACCCGCUGAAAGAUUGUUAAAAACGAAAUUCUGGACAAUGUUCUGGUCAAAAUUUGCAUGUGAAACAAGUAAAACAACCACUACGAUCAGA
Messenger RNA from Drosophila sechellia, 1500 nucleotides. It is a transcript of the gene mEFTs, whose product is annotated as elongation factor Ts, mitochondrial. Gene Ontology annotation, molecular function: protein binding; translation elongation factor activity. The coding region runs from base 409 to 1365 and encodes 318 amino acids. The transcript has 3 exons. Gene Ontology annotation, biological process: mitochondrial translational elongation. The record is from RefSeq and is a predicted model, not a curated record. NCBI's taxonomy places the organism in Eukaryota, Metazoa, Arthropoda, Insecta, Diptera, Drosophilidae.